UUGGCCCAACCGAGGUCCUCGGCCUAUCCUAAUUUCUCCCGAGAUCUGAAACUACUCUCCAUCUGUCUCUCCCUCUCUCUUUCCCGUCAAGCAAUUCGCGUCUCAAGUAUCUCACACACUGAGACACACAAUCUCGGUACAUUUUUUAACGUCGUUUUGAUCGCAAGAUGAAGAAGGAAGACACGGUGAAGCUGAUCAGCGCCGAGGGCUUCGAAUUCGUCAUUGACAAAAAGGCCGCAAUGGUCUCUCAGACUAUUCGCAACAUGCUCACCUCACCAGGGAGUUUUGCUGAAACUGAGCAUGGAGAAGUCACUUUUCCGGAGAUAAGCACUGUAAUUCUCGAGAAAAUUUGCCAGUACUUUUACUGGUCUCUUCAAUACGCCAGUGGAAAGGAGACUGAAUUCCACAUUGAACCUGAGUUGACUUUGGAACUGAUGAUGGCUGCUAAUUAUUUGCACACCUGACCGGACAACCUCCUAGUUUCUGGGCAAAAAGUCUUGUUGGGCUUUGGAUACUCGAGGAUGAUUUUGUUGCCAAAGGUCAGAAGGUUUGAAGGUCACUGAGUAACUGCCCUUGCAUGAAGAUGUAUUUUUUCUGCUUUUAUUGUGAUUGUUGUGGUCCUCCUAACACUGUUAGGAACUGAUGUAAAUGAUAUAAAUGAAGCUGGAGAAGGAUUUAACACUAUGUUUGUAAAUUACCUAACCUAUAUGGCUAGCUAGACCUUAUAAUUGAUGGCAAGAUAUUGGUCUUCAGGUUGUACUUGUUUGACUCUUCUAUAUUUGCUGAAAUUUAGUUGAGGAUUGUAAUUAGUGAAUAAUAUGUGGAUAUUGGGUCAACAGCUAUGGUGUUUUUCAAGAAGAACUAUAUGGGGCAUAUUUUUGUUCUAUCUCCACCACUUGGCUAUCAAUCAAGUGGAUGAGCUGUUGUCUUCUGAGCUG
Ilex paraguariensis (yerba mate) is the source of this 938-nucleotide messenger RNA. Lineage: Eukaryota; Viridiplantae; Streptophyta; Magnoliopsida; Aquifoliales; Aquifoliaceae. The record is from the annotation of a GenBank genome assembly.